Xyrauchen texanus (razorback sucker) is the source of this 2514-nucleotide messenger RNA. RefSeq names its product pentraxin fusion protein-like. NCBI's taxonomy places the organism in Eukaryota, Metazoa, Chordata, Actinopteri, Cypriniformes, Catostomidae. The record is from RefSeq and is a predicted model, not a curated record. The transcript is spliced from 3 exons. The coding region runs from base 120 to 797 and encodes 225 amino acids.
GAGGGAAGCGCCUCAGAGUUUCUUUAUUCUAAGGCAGAAAUAAGCGAUUAUCUUCAACACGACAAAACUUGGUCACGCCAGCAUUAAAGUUUGUCUGUAAUAGUGAGACCUGCUGCAAGAUGCUGGCAUCAUCGGUUUUCCUUUUCUGUGCAUUCUCUCUGACCUCAGCAUCUUCCGAAGUGGGUCUUGGUGGUAAAGUGCUUCUGUUCCCGUACGAGACCGAUUUCAGCUUUGUCAAACUCACUCCUAAAAAACCACUGGGGCUUUCGGCGUUCACACUGUGCAUGCGUGUCGCGACGGAGCUCCAGGGCGAGAGGCAGAUCAUCCUGUUCGCCUACCGCACACCUGACUAUGACGAGCUAAACGUGUGGAGAGAGAGAGAUGGACGUGUGUCCUUCUACCUCAGCGGCGAUGGGGCGUUCUUCCACCUGCCUCCUCUCUCCACCUUCCGGUCUCACAUGUGCCUCACCUGGACAUCACGGACCGGGCUCACCGCAUUCUGGGUGGAUGGACGCCGCAGUGCGUUCCAGCUGUACAAACCGGGUCACAGCAUCCGUCCGCGAGGCACGGCCCUGCUCGGCCAGGAUGCCGACAAACACCUGGGCGACUUUGAGACUGUGCAGAGUUUUGCCGGCGAGCUCACGGACCUGAACAUGUGGGAUUAUGUUCUCUCGGGGAGUCAGAUUAAAGCAUUGUAUUUAAACCAGGCACAGCGUGUGCCAAAGGGAAACGUGUUUGAUUGGAACACCAUAGAAUAUGAGAUUACUGGAAAUGUCCUGGUGGUGCAAGAUGAUUGAAUAUAUUCCCUUGCAGGGUCACACACACACAUUCUAACAAUACAAAACUGCUGAAACAUCCUAAUAUUUCUGCAGCAUCACACAACAGAACAUUAAUGUUUAUGUGAAGGUUUUAGAAACUGUUUAAUUAGAAAAUUGAGUUUGAUCGAUAUAUCGGUUUUACGAUGAAUCUGUGCCGAUAGUUGUGUUACUUAUACUUAUUAUUAUUAUUAUUAUUAUUAUUAUUAUUACCUGUUCCUCUGUGGCCAAAACCCUUUAUUUGGUUAAUAUAUAGACUACAAAAAUUACAAAAUAUAUAAAAAUAAAGACAUCACUGUUUAUGUAUAAUUUAUGAUUAUUAAUCUGAAAUGUUAUUUUUUUUAAAAACACAUAUUACAAUUGACAAGCGAUCGCUGAUGAUCUGUGUAUGAUGAUCUGCUAUUAAUUACUGCCCAUACAGUAUUUAUUAGCACAUUUGGCAAUGUUUACUUCAUUGGUUCUAUUUUAAUACAUUAUAGAUGAUUGUAAGAGUGCAUGUUUUGUUUCCUUUGUGUGUUUGUGUGAGCUGGAAGUGCAGAUAUCUCAAAUAAAGAGCCUGCAGUCCAUUUCAGGCUUAUUUAUAAUGAAAAGUCCCACGUUAUGCACCAAAUCUCAACCUUUUCUGGUUAUUAUUGGGAUUUUGGUUGCAUAACAAACAUGAAUUUGGGAUUUUACUUAUCGUGACUCUUGCAUCCUCUAUGUAAUUUUUUUUUUACAUUCCAUAAAUCGAUUUAAAAUACUAUCGGCCGAUUAAUCGACCAUUUUCACCACUUUAGUUAUCGGUAUCGGCAAAAUCCAAUCUCGGUCGACCUCUAUUAGAAACGUAAUUUACUGGAGUUAUAUAAUAUAUGGCUUAUUUUAUUUUGAAUAUUAAGUAAUUAAGUAAAAGUGGAGUGGUGGUGGCGUAGUGGGCUAAAGCACAUAACUGGUAAUCAGAAGGUUGCUGGUUUGAUCCCCACAGCCACCACCAUUGUGUCCUUGAGUAAGGCACUUAACUCCAGGUUGCUCCGGGGGGAUUGUCCCUGUAAUAAGGGCACUGUAAGUCACUUUGGAUAAAAGCAUCUGCCAAAUGCAUAAAUGUAAAUGUAAGUACAUUUGUGACUAACAGGCAUUGUUUUUUCUCUUGAAUGAAUCUAGACAAACUACAUAUAUUUUAACAUGUUCUUAAUGUAAGCUACAUACAAAAUUAUGGUUUGCAUGUCUUACCUGCUUCACUUGCAAUCAUCAGUCAAUUUGACUUUAAAUAUAGACAAAUUCUUACAUGUACAUUUUACUAUAAAGACAAAGAGGAUGUGAUAAGUAUCACAUUUGAUGACUGCUGCAGUCUGCAUGUGACCACAAGAGAGCAGCAUCAGACAAACAACAUGUAUGAUAUGAAAUCCUAAAGUAUAUGACUGUCAAGUAAAUUAAGUGAUUUGAUUGUAUAAGUAGAAAAAAAUACUAAAUGUAUGAAUUGCAUUUGUUUAUAACACUAGUUUCAAUAGUAUGGAGGAAGAAAACAAAGUGUGCUAAAGAUUGCAUGAUUUAAAUUGAAUGCAUGAGCAUUUUGUAAACACAUAAAACACAAAUCUUUUCACUGAUUAGGAAAUGUUUUUUCUAAUGAUAAUGUAUCUUGGUUUCCAUGCAUUUAACCUUUGUCUAACAAAUAAAGUGUGUGACCUGUUUUGCAAUAAAAAAAUAAAAAAUAAAUAAAAAUCUU